AGGUGGGCAGGAGCCGAAGCCUGGGUGCUGCCCGCCCUCCUGCCUUCAUUUCCCAUCGUGCUGAGGCGGGUGGUAUGGCGGAGAAGGAUGACACCGGAGUUUGACGAAGAGGUGGUUUUUGAGAAUUCUCCACUUUACCAGUACUUACAGGAUUUGGGACACACAGAUUUUGAGAUAUGUUCUUCUUCAUCACCAAAAACAGAAAAAUGCUUGACAACAGAGGGACCUCAGCCGCCUCCCACCAGUGUCCUACAGAAACAAGGCAUCCUGUUGAAACUGAAAGAAACCAUCAAGAGUUGGACUUUUUCUUCUCAGCACAGUAAGAAAGAUGACUUACUCCACAAGUUGGACACCGGGUUUCGACUGGACUCGCUUCAUGCCAUCCUGCAACAGGAAGUCCUGCUACAGGAGGAUGUGGAGCUGAUCGAGCUGCUUGAUCCCAGCAUCCUGUCUGCAGGGCAACCCCAACAGGAAAAUGGACACCUUCCAACACUCUGCUCCCUGGCAACCCCUAAUAUUUGGGAUGUCUCGCUGCUAUUUGCCUUCCUUAGUUUGCUCAUCGUGUUUCCCUCGUGCUGGAUUGUGUCCUCCUGGCUGGUGUGGGGACUAACUCUAGUGUUUUACUUGAUCAUACGAGUUUUGAAAUUAUGGAGGACAGCCAAACUGCAAAUGACUCUGAAGAAAUAUAGAGUCCAUCUGGAAGACAUGGCAGCCAAUAGCCGAGCCUUCACCAACCUUGUGAGAAAAUCACUGCGUCUCAUCCAAGAAACUGAAGUCAUUUCCAGGGGAUUUACUCUUUUGCUUGACAGGGUCAGUGCUGCUUGCUCAUUUAAUAAGGCUGCCCAGCAUCCCGGCCAGCAUCUCAUCGGCCUUCGGAAAGCUGUCUACAGGACUGUAAGAGCCAACUUCCAAGCCGCAAGGCUAGCUACCCUGUACAUGCUGAAAAACUACCCCCUGAACUCUGAGAGUGACAAUGUCACCAACUACAUCUGUGUGGUACCUUUUAAGGAGCUGGGGCUUGGACUCAGUGAAGACCAGAUCUCGGAAGAAGAAGCUCGUAACCUGACAGACGGCUUCAGCCUGCCUGCCUUGAAGGUUUUGUUCCAGCUCUGGGUGGCACAGAGUUCAGAGUUCUUCAGACGCCUGGCCCUGUUACUUUCUACAGCGAAUUCGCCUUCAGGGCCCUUACUCACUGCUGCACUUCUGCCUCACCGUAUCCUCUGUGACGUGACUCAAGGUCUACCUCAUGCUCACUCUGCCUGCUUGGAAGAGCUGAAGCGCAGCUAUGAGUUCUUUCGGUACUUUGAAACUCAGCACCAGUCAGUCCCCCAGCGUUUAUCCAAGACUCAGCAGAAGUCGAGGGAGCUAAGCAACGUCCACACAGCAGUGCGCAGCUUACAGCUCCAUCUGAAAGCACUGCUGAAUGAAGUAAUAAUUCUUGAAGAUGAACUUGAAAAACUCGUUUGUACUAAAGAAACACAGGAGCCGCUCUCAGAGGCUUAUCCGAUCCUGGAGCAGAAACUAAAACUGAUUGAGCCACACGUUCAGGCCAGCAACAGUUGCUGGGAGGAAGCCAUUUCUCAAGUGGAUAAACUGCUCCGGAGGAACACAGAUAAAAAAGGCAAGCCUGGAGUGGCCUGUGAGAACCCACACUGCACCGCGGCGCCCUUGGUGCGGCCAACUCUACACAUUGAGGACAGAGACCCCAUCCCUGAGGAGCAGGAAUUAGAAGCUUAUGUGGAUGACAUAGACAUAGAAAGUGAGUUCCGAAAGGACGAUUUGUACCACUUGUCUCAGGAAGACAGAGAGAGACAGAAGCAUGAGCAGGAAGAGUCCAGGCGGGUUCUACAGGAGCUGAAGUCUGUGCUGGGAUUUAAGGCUUCAGAGGCAGAAAGGCAAAAAUGGAAGCAGCUGCUGUUCAGUGACCACGCUGUGUUGAAAUCCUUGUCUCCUGUAGACCCAGUGGAAUCUGUAAGUAAUUCAGAAACACCCAUGAAUUCAGAUACAGAAAAAGUCGAUAGUAAUGCUACUGAAGAGGAGACUAGUAAGCCCUGCGCCGGCGACAAGGAAGACAGUAGAACUGAGUAUGUGUGUGACAGCCCUCCAGAGGGGCCAAACAAAGACACCUCUGCAGACACAGGCCUCCUCCUUCUGGGGGCCGAGGAAACCGUGUGCUACCAGAGCGAGAGUGAGGCUAAGUCUCCUCAGGCUGCUGCUGCAGGGGCCACCGCCCCUCCGACUUCCAGGGACACGCUGCAGCUCUCCAUUAAGCAGAGGCUGGCUCGACUCCAGUUGUCACCAGAAUUCACCUUCUCUGCUGGCCUGGCUGCAGAAGUGGCCGCCCGGUCCCUGUCCUUUACCACCAUGCAGGAACAGACUUUUGGCGACGAGGAGGAAGAACAGCUAGUUGAAGGAGGUGAAAAUGAGGUGGAGGAAAAAUAAAAGCCAAGAUGAAGCGAUGGCCUUGAUUGUUCUUUUACAAAAGCGUUCUAGCUGCAAGACUGGAAAGGGAAAUGAGUGUGUGUUUACUCUCUAUAAGGCUACGGCGUCAAUUUACAGGGUGAAUACUGAUUUGAAAACCUGACCUGAAGCUAGUAGAUGCCUGUCUAGGCAGAUCCUUUAGGCAUAGGAGAGAAAGGUAAGGGCAUUUUUAAAAAAUAAACUACUGUUUUAUUUGUGGCAAAACUGAUCAUCUUGGCAAAUCUUUAAGUACUUUUAAUAAGAAAUGAAUUUAUCACUUUUUGCCAAAACUUUGCCGCCAUGAGUAACUGGGGUGAUUCUCUUACAGAGCAGAAGCAUUUAGAAUGAGCCCUUUCUACUGUGUCCUUGCAGUGUGAACUGCAGCGGUCGUGUUAAUACAUUGUUCGUACUUUAUUUUGUUUAUACCACUCGUAAAACAAAGAGACAGGUUCUAAAUAAAAGUAUUCAAUUACUACAACCCAUGUGUGCUGGGGUUUGGAACUGAAAAGUAGUUAGAAGGGAGCUCGGGCUACAGCGUAUCUCCGACAUUUCCUUUGCGCUCGUUUCAUGGGUCAUGCAGAGGUUAAAAGGACAAUAGCAUGUCCUCGUAGGAGACACCCCAUGGUGUCCAAGUGCUGUCACUCCAGCAAAGGCCCCAACCCCAGCCCUGCAGGAACUAGUUUACAUCAGUUUACUCAAAGACAACUGUGCCUCUGCUGUAAGUAGGUCCCGCGCUCUCUUCUAGCCAGGCCUGCCUUAACUAAGACUCAGGAAACACGUCAGCUAUCUUGGAAAGCAUCCUUGUCCGCUCGGGCUUCAUCGUGAAUACGUCUCGAGAUGCUUUCCAGAGACCAGUCUUGUCCGCUUCGUGCUGGGAUUGUGUUUUCAAUGAAAGUUUCAGAAACAGUCUCCUGAACCCUGUUGCCACUGUGCGCUCACAGUUUAUAGGCAUUAUUCUGUGAGGAAUGUAAGAAAGAAAGAAACAACUCGAUUGCUGCUGCUGUCUCAGGAGGAAAGCCUCUGACUCCCUGUAACUCACUGCUUUUAGCAGGAAGCUUACGUCUGCUCAAGGUUUGUUGUUUUCAUAACUGUCUCUUCUCCUGAGGAAAAUCUUCUCCUUUGUCUGGGUAGACUUUGCACUGUUCAUGAUUUUUGCCUUUGGCUGAGCUUAGCAGUGCAGCAUGGCAGGGGCAGUCCCUUAAGUCAGACGUGGAAGUAGCUUAAUUUCAAGAGCCCCACAAUGACGUCUGUAUUUCUGAGUAACACAGUUUUACUUUCUUACUUAAAUUACUGUUCGCCAACUCUGUUUCCCCCUAGAUUUAGAUUUUUCUUUUUAAAGAUUUAUUUAUUAUUAUAUCUAAGUAU
Mus pahari (shrew mouse) is the source of this 3825-nucleotide messenger RNA. It is a transcript of the gene Vezt, whose product is annotated as vezatin, adherens junctions transmembrane protein. The record is from RefSeq and is a predicted model, not a curated record. The transcript is spliced from 12 exons. Gene Ontology annotation, biological process: cell-cell adhesion. Bases 88 to 2442 code for a protein of 784 amino acids. Gene Ontology annotation, cellular component: plasma membrane. Lineage: Eukaryota; Metazoa; Chordata; Mammalia; Rodentia; Muridae. Gene Ontology annotation, molecular function: myosin binding.